AGUAGACAGACGGACCGUUUUGUGCUGCACCCGCCUGCCCACACGUUUACCGUGUUUCCGUUCGACAGUAACUGUACGCGGGUACACGGGGUCAUUAUUUUUCCCCAGUAAAAAUCCAUUCGGCGUAUUAACUCCCGUCGUCGAAUCGCCGCCGGUGCCGGACGCGCCGCUCGAAUCCGCAGUCAGCCGCCUCUACUGAUGUACCGUCGAUAAUACUUUACAAAAUAAUUGCCAUAUUUGUUUAAUGAUAUCAUAGGUAUUAUUAUUAUUAUCAUCGUCGUUACCGUUAAUAAUAUUGCACGGAUCAACAGGACCGCAGCUGUGACAUUGCUGCGAGGCAGGUACGCGCAUCGGAACGCAAAAAUAAUAAUAAUGUAUAGACGAUAAUGUUAUCGGGUGUGUACAGAGCGAUUAUCGUAUUGCCCGCGAACCGAGAGCAGAAACAUAAUAACAAUGUUAUUAUUAUUUAGGUUCAUAGCUACGAUUAUAAAUCACAAUGUAUACCUCCUAUACACGUAUAUUCAUAUCAAUGUCUUGUUUUUUUCCCGGCUACCUACGUCGUGUUAUAGACGACAAUAUAUUAUAGAGCAAUAAAAUUGCUUAAAAAAAAAUAAGUGGCACGAAAUCUUUGGAUUUCUUUGUACCUAGCUAAUUGAUAUUGUCGUAAGCCGGCCACGUCCGUCCGCAGUGUCGUUGCUCGAUUUUGAGAAGUUCCGCGGAAAAAAGGGAAAAAUUCGGUACUUAAUAAUAUGCCUGCAUUCUGUGUAUUUUAUUAUAAAUUUCACAUAUUUGAGUAUGUUUUUUGUACACAAAUCCGACGAUGUCGUCGAAUAUAAUAUUUUAUUUCGAUGCGGCCCGUACACUACAGCUGUUCCGAGUUUAUUAUUAAGGUAAUUACAUUAACUAUUUGAUCAGUUUUCCUAGUGUUUUUAACAUUUUGCGGUUGAAACCAUUAGCGGAUCUGAAGGUCAUUUGAAGGUGCGAAGGGGGCGAAUAGGUAUUAAGACCUCAUUUUGGGGCCGGGGAGGGGGGGGAGUAUUUAAUUUACUAAGUACAAUCAUAUUUUUUUGCGUUCAAACAUGAUUCAAUUAGGUAACAAUUUUAAAAAAACCGCCACAUCAUAAUCCUCCUUUUCCCCACUCCACGAAUUCGCUACUAAGUGGAACGACUCUAUUACAAUUUAUGGGCAGAGUUGAAUCCAGGUGCAUGUCAGGAGGGCGGGAAUUUUGUUUGCCCUCCCUGUUAAAUAUAGGUAAAUUAAUAAUUAAUUAAAUAAUUAAACAAAUUCGACUGGUCUUGGUAAAAGUGUAGACAGCAAAAAAAAAAAAAUAAUAAUAAUAACUAGAAUUUUAGUAAUGCCCCCCGUCCCCAGAAAAAUCGUCUGGAUUCAACACUGUUUAUGGGACCUUGGAUUUUUAAACAAACGCCUAAAAUAUAAUCUACUCAUCGAAAAAUAAUCGUAUAUAGCUACACAGGUAACGUAAUAAGAAUAACACAUUGUGUUUGAAAAAUCCCGAAAAACGUAUAUUUGAUAAUUUAUACGAGUACUUUUUGCAUUCUAUAAAAAAAAAAAAAAAAAAAUCCCUCUCUGUAUAUUAUAUUAUAUAUACCUAAUAAAAAAUAUUGUUCUAUUUCUUCUACAUAAAAAAAAAAAACUAGUUUACGUGUCUUGUUCAAUGUCGUGUUAUCGAAUAUCGAAUAAUUGGAUCAAUCGGAAUAAACAAAUACGGAAUAACAUAGAACGGUCGCCGCCGAACGCAAUCGAGUGAAACACCGUCAACCAACGGGAGAUGGCGCCAUUCGUCGUCGUUUACCUUAUCGUCGCGGUCCGUCUCGCCACAAUAUUAUUAUUAUUAUGUACUUUAUUGUAAGUAGUGUGAGUGUGUAUGCCGGUUCUUUAUAAAUACGGACGUACACAUCACACAGACACACAUGUGAUACGGUACUAUGGCUGUCCUAACAAACAUUAGAGAAAAAAAAAAAUUAUCAUCGCUGCGUUAUCAUUAACGUCGGAAAAAUAAUAUAAGUAAAUUGAUUCACUACCUGUAACCCAUUACCUGGGUCGUCUCAAGUCGAUUAUUGUUUAUAAUUAUUGUUAUUAUUUUUUCGUUUUCCAUCCGUUCAAUACCCACCUAAAUCAUAUUGCAAUAACCCGAUUUAAGUCAUCCGCUAGCGUUGUAAUUGAAUUAAUAUUUUAAUCGUUUUUUAUUGUUAUUGUUAUUAUUGAGCAGCUCAAAUCGGUAAUUUAAGCAGCGGUCGUUGUACUUACACUAACUGUACGCGCCGUACAGUACGUGCGACUGUAGAGAUCUGACACGGAAAAUCACCAUGAGGAUCAUUACGUACAGGCUUGCUAAAAACAUCGAGAAGAUGGUCGAUUUUUAUUCGCAGUUCAAUCCAUCGUCGUUGUCCAUCAAACAGUUUAUUGAUUUCGGUGAGUUUUUUUUUUUUUUUAAAUCCAGACAGUGGUAAUAGUUAUCCGUCCACCUACCUGUGUCGACCGGAUGAGUUCUAUACGUGAAUUAUGGAUAUUUUCCGUCUAAACAGAUUGAUUUUUUUCGAUAAUACGUAUUUUAAGAAUAUUGAACUAGGUACAUUACAUUUGCCAUCAUAUUAAGAUAACAGUAUCAUUAAAGAUUAUGUAGUUCAUCUAAAGGUCAGUUUAUCAAUUAAACCUAGCUACUUGUUUUCUGUAAUAUUAAUGCCUUUUCAUGUGAUUAAUCACUGAUUAAUUCAUAAAUCUAGGUUUAUAUUUUAUUUAUUUUAUGCUUAUAUGCACUUACUUAAAUACCUAAUACCUAAUGCCAUUAUUUUAUUAAACUAGUUUUUUUAAUUUCCAAGGAUUGUUUUAUUAUUAUUGUUAUUAGUAGAAGUGUAUUACAUAGUAGUUAUGUACAAUGUAUACUGCUAAUCUAGGAAAUACAAUUAUACUUACUUGAAGGUCAAUAAUUGACCUAGAAAGUAAAAUAUAUAUUACUAUCACUAUUUUUUUACCUAAUAACUAAGGAUCUAUUUUUAUCUUGUGCUUACCUAUUGCAUACCAUUUAAUAAAUUUAUAAGAACGGUUUCAAAACAAAUUUUGUUUUAUUACCUUGUACUUUACAAAUUUAUAGUCUAUCAGCACCUAUACAUAUGAGGCUUAACAUCAAAAGAAGUGAGCAAACAAAAAAUAAUUAGGUGAAUAAAUUGAGAAAACAAUUGAUGAUUGGAGCAAGAUUUAGAAAUGGUUUUACAGGCAGAUAAAAGCUACUCUCAGUAAAAAUAAUACACUGCAUAUUUUUCUCAGAAUCUAAAAACUAAUCAAGUACCUUUUGAGAACUAAAGAAAUAUAAAACAAAAAUAUACAAAAAAGUAUUGUGUAACCUACCUACGAUAAAUUAAUUUGUAUUAUUUAUUACAUAUUAAGGUCAUUAAAUUGAUAUUUUACUAUUUUUUGGUAUCUAAAUCUUAUUUGAAAUUAAGCUGAAGCAAUGUGACUAUUGUAAGUGAGAAGUUGGGAAGAUAAAAUAUGAAGGGGAAUUUAAUAUAUAUCUGUAUGCAAUGAUAAAUCUUUCUUAUCGAAAAAAAUGAUUCUGAGUGGAGUUCGGUUAUAUUUGUUUUAAAAGGUCAUAAAAUUUACAAUUUUCAUCAAAAUUUAAUAUUAACAUUCUUACAAAAAAACAAUUCUAAAUUACACUCAAUUUUUUUCUUACAAUUGAGUACAAUUUAUAAUGAAUCCCUGUCAAAUCAUUCUAAAACCAAUGCAUUCUUCGAUCCAUUCAGAAUCUAAAAAAUGGUAGGAAAAAUGUAUGGCAACAUAACAAUUUAUACUCCAAUUAUAUCAAUACUUAUAGAAGUUAUAAGAAGUGAAUAAUACUAAUAAUUAGGUAGAACAAUUAGGAAGAAGUAUAAUAACAAGAACAAACUAAUUAUUGAGAAGAAUGGAAAUUUGAAAUAAUCUGAAUGGAUGCCAGGGGCAGAAUAAACUAAAGUCAAGGAUAAAUUUUGAGGAAAUGGAGGGGUAUAAAAAUCAAUGAUUAUUGUAAUUAAAGUUCAGAGGAGGGAGGGUGAAAUAAGUUUAAAUUUUUAAAUUUUCUCUUCGUAAAAAACAAAAUUUUACAAAUUACUAAAAAGUCAUACUAUUAAAAAGAUAAUAUCAAUUAAAUAAAUAAAUUAAUAACAUAUUUAAUAUAUAUCACAUUAAAUUUAAUAAAUAAAUAAAUAAUAAUAUCAGUGCUAUUAAAAACUGCAAACAAAAAUAUUUUUAUCAAUUUUCCUCUCAGUUUACCUUAGGUAAAAAUAAAAUAAAAAUUAUAAAAUCCAUAACCCUAAAGGAGGGGAUGUGUGAUACAUAAUUCGCACCGUCUCCAUAAAUUAUUUGAUUAGAUUAUAAUACAUUUUUAUGCAAUUAAAUAUUUAGUACAAACAAUUGCAUUAUAAGAAAUAACUUAGUUGUUUUUAUAUUAAACAGGUAUUUCAAAGUCAUAUAUUGGAUACAUUUUAUUAGGUUACAUGAUAAAAUAUUUUAAUUUUGUGGAUACAUGCAAGUAUAACUGGCAAUAAUAAUAUUAUUAUAUUCAAUAACAUAGGUAAUAAUAAUUUAACAAAUAACCAAAACUCAAUAGGUAAUAUGAGUAUAUAGAAAUACAGCAUGUAAUAAUUCAGUGAUUAAAUUAUGUUUAACGAUUAUGGAAUAAAGACAUAAAAUAUUAUAGAAAUAGCCAUGUGUGGGCAUUGAACAUGUUAACCUACUAUCUAUCUGUGCAAUUUGAAAAGGUGUAUUAGAAUUAUUAAUCGGAUUAUUAGCAAUUCAAGUAGGUAAUGUAUGAUUAAAUAUGUUGAAAUAUUUGGUUCACAAAAAAUUUUUUACUAUACCUAACUAAUUAUUUAUCAUAGUAUUUUUGUUAUUAUUUAUUUAGUUUUUAAAUUGUUACGUAAAAAUCAUUAAAACAUACAAAACUUACAAAGUAAAAUUGUUAGAUAAUUAUCUAAGUAAAAUAAUGUACAAUUAUUUUAUAUAGUAAAUACAUAUAAAUAUUUCCUAAUAAUUUAUUGCCUGAAUUAAAUUUUAACCAAAUUUAAAAUUAUUUUAUAAGUCACUUAUAACAAAUGAUUGUACUAGGUUAGGUAUGAAAGUUAUAAGCAAGAAAUAAGAAUAAUUUAAAUAGUAAUAUUAUGUAAAAAAUGAUGUAUAUUUAUAGAGAUAAUAAUAUUUUAAUUUCCACAAAACAUUUUUAUACUGCAUUAAUCUUUUCAACUAAAAAAAAUAAUAAAUUCUAUAUUGGCUAUACUAUAUUCAGAUCAUUGAAAUAUCAAAUGGAUAUUUCAUUUCUGUCUAAACUAAAUAUGUAAUACCUAUUUGUAUAUUACUUGAUAUUAUUUUUAAUAAUUACAAAAAUAAACUAAUAGUGAAAUGUAUUUUCUCAUUGUAGGAUUAAAAGCGAAUGAACAAAAAUCGUAUCAAUUUUUAAAAAAAGAACUACCAGUGAGGUUGGCAAAUAUUAUGAAAGAAAUUCAUUUGCUACCAGAUAAUCUGCUGAAAAUGCCAUCUGUAAAUUUAGUAAACAACUGGUAUAGCCAAUCAUUCAAUGAAAUGAUUGAAUUUGAAAUUGAUGAUGGAUGUACCGAAAAGACUUUGAAUAAGUAAGUUGAAAUCAAAUGUAGGUAAUCUUGUAGGCAUAAAAUGAUUUUAUCUUCUUAAAAUAUAAAUUCAUUUUCUCAUUUACUAUGUGUGUAAACAUUAUUGUACAAAUUAAAUUAAAUUCUUAUACAAAAUAUGGAAUGGGGCAUUAAGGGGACUUGCCCUCUUAUAGUACUAUGACUCUUUUUUAAAAUAUUUAAUUUUUUUUUACAAAAUCCUAGGUUUGGAGCAGACUUUUGUUAGUUGCAGUUAUUUGAGAUAAGAUACAAGGGAAUGGGGUAAAGUAUCAUUACAUGUUUACUCGAUAAUAGUGUCUUGUAACAUUUCUAGAGGUUAGUUUUUAAUUCCUGUAAGACACUUUAGGAUUUGGGAUUGGUAGUAAAGAAAAUAGUUGAGUUUAAAGACAAUUAUGACCAAAAUGAAAUAUUUCUCAUUUGAAAAAAAAAACAUUUUAUUUUUUAUAUUAACAGACUUAGGACAGGUAGGUAGGCAUACACAUUAAGUAGAUAAACCAUCAUUAGCUUUCAUUCUAGAAGUAAAAGUAAUAAAAUGUUGUAGUACAUUGUUAAAAGUUAUUACACAGAUAAUAAAGACCUACUAGUGUUACUGUUAGAUUAUUUUGAAAGUACAUGGGUAGACAAAUUUGAUAGGAAAAAUAAAACAACUAAAAUAUGCUAUCUAAGUAUGGAAUUGUUUUUUGAGGACGAUCUAAGAUUUUGCUACCACAAAUUAUGGUAUAGAAGGAUGCUUCACAUCACUUAUAAAUGGUAUACAUCUUUCAAUAUGGAGUUUUAUGCAUCUAUUAAAAAAAGAAGAGCACAUUAACAGGUUCAAAAUAAAAUAGAUAAAAUAAAAAAAAUGAUGUGUCAAUUAUAAUAAUAACACAAAUACUGGAGAUUUUCUAAAUGUCAUUGCAUACAAUUUUCAAUUGCAAGUUCAACUUAUUUUAUUAUUGUAUACCUACUUCAAUUUAUUUUUAAGCAUUUUUAAUUUAACACUAAAAUUUUUUAACCAUACCUGUAACUUAGUUGAUAAAUUACUGACAGUUCUAAGUCUGUUAAAAUGGGAAAGGAAACUUUUGUUUUUUCUUACAUACAUGAUACAUUGCAUUUGUGAUCAUUUGUGUUAGUUGACAUGUAUCCAUUAUAUAUAGCAUAGUAAUAUUAUAAAUAUUUAGUUUUUUAUUUAAAAAUGUCAUAUGGGAGACAAUAAUUAAAGAAGUGUGUUGUGAAAUUGAAUUAUUGUCGUAAUAAGCAACUUGUUUUUCUAACCGGGGAAAAAUAUUUGUUGAGUGGUAAAAUAUCUAGAAAUGUUAAAGAUUUUUAGUUGGUAAUAGGUGGUAUUUAUUACUUGAUAAAUUAUUAUUAAAGAUAAUUGACAAUUAAAAUGUAAUAACUCCUAUAUAUAAAAAGGUUGACAAAUCAAACAUAGAAAAUUACCUCUCCAUUUCUCAAAUUUCCAAUGUUGCUAAAUCUUUCAAAAAAAUAAUAAAAUAUGAAUUAGUACACUACCAGAAAAUUUUAAAUUAUUACCAAGUGCACAAUUUGAUUUAAGGGUUGUUAAAAAUACAGAGUAAGCAAUUGCAACAGUAUCUACCUAUAUUUAUAAUGCAUUUGAAUGUAAAAAAAAAAAAUUGGUAAAAAUAAAUUUGGUAUCUAAGGCCCAGCCUUUGCCUUAUUAUGCUUGUUUUAAAAAAAUAAAAAUCAAAGAGUUUGAAUAAUUAAUUUCUUAAGUCUAGAAACAUAAUCAAUAUGUGGAGUACCUCAAGGUACUAAUCUAUUUCUCACCCUAUUUAAUAUUCAAAUUAACCAAAUAAAGGAUUUAAAAAUACAUGGUAAACAAGACUGUUAUGCUCUGUUCUUUUUGUCAAUGGUAACUCUUAGGAUGAGAUAUUUUCAUUCAUACAAGAUGGCCUGAGAAAAAUCAAUAACUAGUUAUGUGCAAAUAACCUAUUCUUAAAUUUAGAUAAGACUUAAUUAUUACCACACUAAAUAACUAAUUCAAACUAAUCAGAUAUAAUUAGCCUCAAACUCGAAUGUUCAAAUCCAAAAUCUUGUACAUGUCAAACUUCAUUAAAAAUAGUAAAAUCUUGUAAAUACUUAGGCAUUGAAAUGUGCUAUAACCUCAAAUGACAUGACCACAUUAAAUAGACAAUCAAACUAAGAAAAAUAAUCUAUGCUUUUAAAAAUGUAGCUAACUUACUUGAAAUUAAGAAAAUUAGAAUUGUAUACCAUCUCUAGUAGAAUCCAUAAUUAACUAUGGUAUUACUAUUUGGGAAGGUGUCUCAACACUAAAUCUAUUAAAAUAAUACAAAAUAGAAAAAUAAAAAUUAUUUUAAAAAUGAAUCAUUUAUAUCACUUAGAAUAUCUAUACAAAGAAUUAAAUGUUCUACCAUUAUUAGAAAAAUUAUUCUAUAAGGCAACAGUAAUUUAUAUAAUUAAAAAUAAAUACCUAGUAUAUUUUUAAUCUAGUUGCUUGCAUUUGUAUUUGAUCAANAAAUAAAAAUUAUUUUAAAAAAGAAUCAUUUAUAUCACUUAGAAUAUCUAUACAAUGAACUAAAUGUUCUACCAUUAUUAGAAAAAUUAUUCUAUAAGGCAACAGUAAUUUAUAUAAUUAAAAAUAAACACCUAGUAUUGAUCAUGGUUGUAACACAAGACAAUUAUCAAACAUUAAGUCUCCAUGUAUUAAUUUUUGUUACCUACAUCGUAUAUGUUUAAGUUGACUUCAUAAAUUUAAAAUUGUAAAAAAAAUAUAGUUAAAUUCAAAUUAACUCCGUAUGAGUGGUAACUCAUACACAGAUAAUAUGUCUUUUAUAUCACAUAGAUAAUAUUUAAUGAUAACAUUCAGUUAUCUUGAAAUUAAAUGACCUCAUUUACAGUAAAUAAUAGUACAAUAGAAUAUAACAUAAAAAGUAGUAAUAUAACUUAAUUAAAUAGUAAUAUAUGACAUUAAAAAAAAAAAAUAACAUCAAAAAAAUAAAAAUGUUCAUAUAAAGAAAACGUUUAGAAUAAUAAGCAUAAAUCGUAAAUUAUUAACAUACAAAUGUAAUGAGAAGUUUGUAGAUCAAUUGAGAUCAUAAUCCACCAAAUACUGUGGCUUUCAAAAAACCCCUCUAGUCUUUGGGUUCCUCAGUGGACUGCACAGAAGGUAGACAAAUUGUGGUUUCAUUUUUCAUUGAAUUCUAAAGCUGAUCCAUGUGAUUUCUUUCUUCAUCGUCUUGGUCCAACUCUGAUGAGUUUUUUUGUCAACUUAUUUGAUCCCUUUCUUUCUCAUUGAUUGGUAGAUGGUAUGAUUUUAAAACUGACAAUAUUGGUUUGUUGGCUGUACAAUACUGGUAGCCACUAUGUAGUAAUAACUUUUGAAGUCUGUAUGUAUCUCCAGCUAACACUUGAGUGAUAACUACAACCAAAGUACAGGAGUACUUUAGUUGUAGUUUAGUUGGUAGACCGAUAUUUGUAGAUGCUCUCUUCAGAAAAAUUAUUUCUCCUACAGAAUAGCUGAUAUCAGUAUGCAUCGAAUUAUACCUUUUUAUUCACAUUUAAUGUUCCAUAGUUAUAUAAUUACGGUUCCUGAUUUUAGCUUGUAAAGACACUAUUUGUCCAUGUUUGAUCAUUAUUAAGUAUAAUUUUCUAUUAAGAAGAAAACAAUUCAUUAAAUAAAAGGAAUAAAUUCAAUAUAUAUCAAACAUUAAACUUUCAAUAAAAUUAAAAAUAAUACAAUGUGAAUCUGUUACUGUAUAUAUAUGUAUAUAUAUAUAUCUCUUCCCUGGUGAAAUCGGGUGCAGCUUUUCUAAGUUUUUCCCACAUAGAACCUUGUACAGCAAACAUUCUGGACGACAAGUAAUAGUGAUACUGUAUAUAAUGCUGAAUCCUUGAGAAGUAGUAACUCUUCUGGAUUUUUGUCACUGUCCUAUCCACUGUUUCAUGUCCCACUAAAUCACGGUUCUUAACAACAAUGUUUUUACGCAUUCAGUCAGGUAUUACUCAACACAUCUUUUCCACUUCAUCACUAUUUUUAAAAACUCUGUAUGACAUGUUAUUUUCAGUUCAAAUGGUUUAAUUACAUUAGUUCGUUCUACAGUUCUUUGCUCUGGCAAAAAUUGGAAUAUAUUAAUCAAAUUAACUAAUUUGGAAUCGUUAUAUUGCAUAGAAAUUACCUCUUCUUCCAGUGACCUAACCAUUAGCAUAUCCAACUGCUUCUCGAUCACCUGAUGCAUUGUGUCCUCCUCAUUGCUAACUAAUGCUCGACUGGUAGCAUCCACGCGAGCCAUAUUUAAUAUUUACUAAAAGGUGACGCUCCACACUAUAGCCAUCAACUCUAGUUUUGUGGAGUGAUACAUUGACUCCGCAGUAGUUGUCUUCUUUGACAUAGCAUAAGCAUAGUAUUGCAACGGUUGUUUCAUUUGACUUCAAUUGAUCCUUGUCCGCUACCACACUCAGUGACUUUGGUUGUAUGAAAACUUCAUCAUCAAAUUUGAAUACAUUAUUAUACCCGAAUAUAACCUCAUUUUUGUGUCCCCUGUCACAUUAUCAAUUUCCAAAGUUACUGAAGUAAUACUUAUAUACUACAUUCAUUGGAUUAUUACCAUACAAAGUGAGCUACUUAGUAGCAGAAGACACAUUCAGGUUUAGUUGUUUAGCUAUGCUUGAUUUUAUUAAAAACAGACGUCACAUCCAGUGUCUACCAAUUUCUGGACCAAUUGUUUGUUGUCAUUAAUUUUAAUCAUUUUAAGGUAACUAGACUUACUGGGUUCCGCAUUGACAAAACUCACUACUGUUGGAUUUUUUGAUUUACAAUAUUUCUUUGUGUGACCCUUCUGAAGACAUUGGAUGCACUUAAGAGGCCUACGAGGAGCAGUACAAUUUCUACUAAUGUGCCUGGUUAGUUGACAAUUAAAACAUCUUACUUCACGGUUCCCAUCCUUCACAUUUCUCUUGAAAUCUCUAGAAUCAGAUGCUUGUAUAGCAUUAGAUGUAGUAGAUUAACCUUCAGUAUUGAACAUUUUUCUGGGUUUACCAUUGAUACUAAUAUGUCUAAAAUGUACCUGGCGAUCCUCUUAUAUUCCUUCAAGGCGACAGAUUUCUGUCAACAACUUUUCUUCUGUAAUGUGUGCACUUCUUAUAAAUGACAUACACAAUGAUUGUGAUCGUAAUCCAACAUAAAUUUGUUCUUUGGUCUCCGUGUCAUCCAACUUCAGCUGACAGCAUAGUCUAUUCUUUUCAUGAAAAUACGAAUAGGCUGUUUCGUUAAUAGCUUGUAUCCGCUCUUGUAAUUUCUUCCAAAUUUCUAAAGUAGACAUUGAACGUAUAAAUAUACGUGUAUAUCCAUGUAGACAAUUCAUCCAUGUAUCCUAAAUAUCAUUAUUUUACCAUUAUUUUUAUUGGACCAGAUUAAUGUGGCCAAUUACUAAUUGAAUUAUAACAAAUAACAAAAUUGAAAAAUAAUAAAUGUUAUUUUUGUAAAUUUUCCUCUUUUCUUAAGUUUUAUUAUGGUUUUUUCCAAGAUAUUAUGAAAACCGGUUGGAAAAUUAAAAUACGAUCUUCCAAAAGUACCAUCUGGACAAUAUUUCUUUUCAAAAAUGGUGCAAUUCAACGCCUACAUAUCGGAGCAAGAUUUUUGGUAGAAUUUUUGUACACAGUAUAAAAAAAUAAAAAUAUAUAAAUAAACAUCUUAGUAAAACUAAUACAUUCUUGGUUACACUAAGAAUUUAAAAAACAAAAAAAUAUUGAAUAGAGCCAAUAUUAUUGUACAUUUGGCAGAUCUUGGAACACUAUAUCACAAAACAAAAUAAUAUUUUAGUGAUAUUUUUAUCAAUAAUACAAUUCUACAGUUAACAAUAUAUUGAAUCAAUUUUUUUUUCUUGUUAUUUCAGAUUUUGCAAAACAUUGGUCAAAAUUCGUAACCGGCAUUCAGAUGUUGUUCAAACAAUGGCUCAGGGAGUAUUAGAGUUAAAAGACUCUCAUGAUAUUGAUUUACACACUGAAAAUAGUAUUCAAUAUUUUCUUGACCGCUUUUAUAUGUCUCGAAUAGGUAUUCGUAUGCUUAUAAAUCAACAUAGUAAGUAUAGUGAAUUUAAAAUGUGCUUUAAACUAAUGAUAAUAAUAUUUAUUCUUGUAGCAUUGUUAUUUGGUGAUCACAUCAUCAACAAUAAUCAUCAUCAACAUAUUGGAUGCAUUGACCCUUACUGUGAUGUGUUAAGUGUUGUGAAAGAUGCAUAUGAGAAUGCUAGAUUUUUGUGUGACCAAUAUUACUUGGCCUCACCCGAAUUAGAAGUCUGUAAAAGUAUUGGUUAGUGUGUACUAAUAUAAUUAUAAUAUAUUAAAAACUAAUAAUAUAAUAAUAAUAUAUUAAUAACUAAUAAUAUAAUAUUAUUAUAUAAUAACUAAUAAUACUAAUUAUUAUACAACAUCAGUGAUCAUCGAUAUUAUAAUUUUAUAGAUGCAGAUGAUGAGCCAAUAAAAAUUGUUUAUGUGCCAUCGCACUUAUACCAUAUGCUAUUUGAAUUAUUCAAAAAUUCAAUGAGAGCAAUUGUUGAGCACCAUAAGACUGAUAUACUGCCACCUCUCCUUGUAACCAUUGUAAAAGGAAAAGAAGACGUCUGUGUUAAAGUAAGUUUUUAAAUUAAGUGCCUAAGUUAAAGAUGCUGCCAAUGGAUUGCUGUCUGGAUCUUAUAUUUCUUCUGAAAACUUUUUUAUCACAUUGUUUAUUAUAAUAUUUUAAUUAUAGAUUAUAAAUAUGUUGUUUUAAUAAACAAAUAAAAAAUGUCUUAGUUUUUUGUUUCAUAAAAACCAAGAACUGCUAUUUUAAAAUUUUUAAAUAUCAAUGUAUUAUGAUAUAAAUAUUAAUUAUUUAUAGACUCCAACAUGUUCAUAAUUAAUUAUCAUUUAGUAAUAUUUUAAUUUUGAUACAACUUAUAACUUUUACAGAAAUGAAGUUAUGUUUUAAUUUUUAUAAAUUAAAAGUUAUCAAUGAAGCCCUCAAAACUUGAACUUUGUUAGCAAUGAUUAAUGUUGUGUAUAUUAAAUUUCCCUUUUACUUUCCCAACUUUUCACCUACGACAGUGGUCUACACAUCAUGUGGAGUAUGUCUGUAUUUUUUUUUUCAUUGCCGUAAUACAUAGCAUGUAUCCAUAGAAAUGAAAAACAAGAAACAAUGCUAAUAGUACUUCUAAAUAAAGUGAAUAGAUAAAUUAUUAUUUUACACUAUUACUAUUACCCUCCAGCACAGGAACGAAAUAAUGACUAACUAUGUUUUUUUUUACUGUUACCAAGGUAACAAUUAAAUCAACAAAAAUAAUUAGAUUUGUAUAUUAAAAAUACCUGAAAGCUAUAAUAGUUAAAUGAAUAAUAGUUUUAGACUAUUUCUGGAUAACGUAGAACUUCCCAAUUUUUCAUAGCAAAUAAAAAGUGUUGUAAUGCAUAAAAGAUAAACACACUUCUAUUCAUUUAUAUAUAGAAAGAUUGUGUCAAUUGGGUUAUUUUUUAAUAUUAUUUGGUUACUUAAUUUUAUUUGUUUUUUUAUUUUUUAAGGGAAACAUUAUUAUCAUUAAAAACAAUUUUAGGUUACUUGUAUGUAUCAAAAAAAAAAAAUAAUAAUAAUAAAACCGUUCACUUUAAAAAAAAAAAUGUAUUAAUUGGAGUCUAUUAUAAAUUGUUUUAUUUAAUUAAAUAUAUCUUAAAUUAAUGGUUAUUAAUUCAUUUGAACUAUUUUCUUGGUAAAUUAGACACUAGACUCAAAAUUAAAAUCACAAUUUAUAAAACUAAAAUGGUUCAAUAAUAAAAAUCUUUAAGUUAAGACAUUUUAAGAUUUCUUGAGGUACUAAACAUUCAAACAAUAAUUUGAUGCCAUAGUUUUUCUUAAACAAUAUGAUAUUAAUAUUGUAUGGGUUAUAGGUAUCCGACCAAGGUGGUGGUAUUCCAAGGAGUUUAAGUGAAAGGAUGUUUCAUUAUAUGUAUUCCACUGCACCACAACCAUCAAAAUCAGAUGCUCAUACAGUACCAUUAGCAGGCAAGUAAACAAAAGUAAAACAAAAACUAAAUUGAUUUUCAUAUCAUUUGUUUAAAUUUUAGGGUAUGGUUAUGGACUGCCUAUUUCUAGACUUUAUGCACGGUAUUUACAUGGUGAUUUAGUUUUGCUUUCCUGUGAUGGUUUUGGUACAGACUCUGUUAUUUAUUUGAAAGUAAGAAAUAAUUUAUUAUGUAGAUUAACAAAAAUAUGUUAAACUCCUAUGAGUUCUUUAAUGCUAAUUUGUAUCUGUUACAUUUACAAUUUAAGUAGAGAUUAGGGCUUUCUUAAUAUUAUUUUUUGUUGCAUCGACACCAUUUGUCAACUUAAUUUAUUUUAACUCAUGCUAUUAAACCACUUAAUUGUGGUUCAACUGUGGCAAACAAAUGUAUUAUUCCUUAAAUAUGUUAUCAAUAUUUCAAUUACUGUUAACAGUUUACAAUUUACAAACUACAAUAUUUAUAGUUAGGAUAAUAAGAAAAAAUAACUAAUUAUUGGUUUUAGUUUUUCUUAAUUACUAGUUGAUGAUUACCUUGCCAAAGAAAUAAUAAAGAUGAUUUAGGGUUUAUGGAAUAUGGUUUAACUUUACCUAGACAAGUAUACCUUGACUUUUCAUCACUUCAGUUCACAGUUGUUAAAAAUUAUGAAAAUCAAUAGUUUUUCACUUCAAAACUAACUGUUUGAAGUUAGGGAAAAAACACUGAAAAUUAUUUUAAAUGUUCCUUAUCUAUGUAUUUUUAAAAGUAUUGUGUAGAUUGUACUACAAAAGAUCAUUUUUUAAUUUUCCAAGCUAGUUUCAUAAUAUCUGAGAAAACCCCAAAUAAAAUGUAAUUAAAACAGAUUAUUUAUGAAAAUAUUGUCUUUUAUUAUUUUAAAUUUUGUUAUUUGUAAGAACUUGAAAUGUGUACAAAAAAAUAAUAUUUGCCUUUUCUAGACAUGGUAACAUUUUUAAAACAUUUGAGCUUUUGACAAAAAUUUAAAUUUUUUAUUGAAAUUCAGUUAAUAAUAUUUGUAUAGAUUUAUUGGACUUAAAAUUUGUACACAAAACUUAUAUUUGACUUUUCUAGAUGUGAUAAAAUUUUCAAAGAUUUGUAGCUAUUUUUUGAGCUAUUUAUAGAUACUAUUUUAAUUUUGUGAAUUUUUAUAUAAUUUUUAUUGGUAGGUACUCUGUGGUGAAAUUGUUGAAUAUUUAACAGGUGGUUCAUUAAAAACCUUACUUGUGGUAAAAAAAAAUUAGCUGAAUGUAGUAUUUUUUUUAUAAACAAAUUAUAAUAUCAAAAUUUGAUGAAAAUCUUUGGACUAAAAAAUUAUGUUGAACAAACCUAAUUUUUCAAUUUUCUUGGUUUUUUGGGUUGAAUACAUGUAUAAUUUAAGAAAUAAUUUAUAAUAAUUUAUAAUUUAGCUAAUUUAAGAACUAUGGUGAAGUCAGAAUUAAGCGGAUUGACUUGGUUUUGAAAUUGUAGCCGAAGUUUUAAUAUUAUAUGUGUUAUGUUAAAGUUUCAAUAAUAACAAUUUUAUAGUGUGUCUGUCAUAGUCUAGUGGUGGUACUUACUUGCUGUCAUUUUAGAGAUCGGGUUUGGCUACUUAUUUGAAAUUGUGGGGUUAUCCCCACCAUGAGUAUACCUACUCAUACAUGUUUAUAUUAUAUAUUAUAGAAUACCAAAAAUAAUAUUUCAUUUAAAUGUUUUAUCUAUUGAAUUUUGAAUUAUUAUUGGAGAAACAUAUCUCUAAAUAAAAAGUAUAUUUUUUUUCUUCAAUUUCUAAUUCUAUACAAUAAUAAAAUCCUAAAAUUAAAAAAUAUAAUAAUAUUUUUUGUAAUAUAUUCUUGUUUAGUCCUAUUAUAGUCCGUAAGAAAAAAAAAUUAAAAGUAUCUAACAAUUUUUAAAAUUUAAAAUUAUUUAGGUAAUUUUAAUAUAUUAUUGUUUAUAAUAUUGUAGUCUAUUUGAUGUAUAUAAUUUUUAAGAUAAUUUUAUCACUGUUAUUUUUUUUAGGCUUUAUCUAAUGAAGCUAAUGAGUUGUUACCAAUAUUCAAUAAAAUGUCCACCAGAUUUUAUAAAACAACUGAACAAAAUAUAGACUGGAAAAGUAGUCAACACCACUCACCAAUUAGUCAACAGCAAUUUACAUGAACACAAUAAGUAGAAAUUGACAAUUUGAUACUAUUUAGUCUUCAUUUAUAUAUAGAGAAUGAAUCAAUAAUGGAGUGUUUUAUCAUUUUAUUGAUUUUAGAUAUUAUUUUUAGACAUUAGUUUUUUUGUAGGCAGUAAAUAUUAAUGUUCUCAGACUUAAUUUCUUUAUUUUCUUAAUAUAUUGUUUUAUGUUUGUUUAUUUAGUGAUUACCAAAACUAAAUUUAGAUUGUUUUUCAUAGUUUUGGAAAAUUUGAGUUUAAUAUUUUGUACGAUUUUUAUAGCAAUUAUAAUGGUAUGAAUAGAUCAAUAUCUAACUUAUGGAUAAAUUAAAAUAUAAGGCCAACUUUACCAAAAUAAAUGAAGGCAUUAAUUUGAUUUUUAAAGUGAGUUUAUGGCUAACAGCCAACUGUGUUUGGAGGGUCAUCUUAUAAACUCUAAUUAAACAUCAAUUUUUAGUUAUUUAAAGUAAUACUUAUAAUGUUAAAUAAUAACAAAAUCAAUAUUUCAAUAAACUUUAAUAAUUUUUAUCCAAUAUUAAGUACAUGGCAUAAAUAAUAAAACAAAAAUAAAAAUAAUAACAUGUAUCCCACUUAAUUUAACACAUUAACUACACAAAACUUUUUAUGUUAUUGAAAUUAUAUAAUUUAUGAUUUGUAAAAAUAAGUAGAGUAUUUACUAUUUUUAUUUACACCAACAUGAUAUUAUUUAAACAAAUUUGAACUAUUUUAAUAUUUUUAUAUACCAAUAUCAAACCAAAAUAUUUGUUUUUUAACACUUUUUAUAUCUCAAGAUAAAUAAACUUGAAGCAGUUUAGUUUUAAAUGAAGAAAGUUUUUUCCACAUUUAGUAAUUUUUUUAAAAAAAACUUAAUUUGUGAUGUUUUUAUCAGUUAUUAGCCUAUUCAUAUUAUAGAUUAGGCUGUCAUUCAAUAUGUUGCAUACUGAUAAU
Cinara cedri is the source of this 16701-nucleotide messenger RNA. The record is from the annotation of a GenBank genome assembly. Lineage: Eukaryota; Metazoa; Arthropoda; Insecta; Hemiptera; Aphididae.